Clonostachys rhizophaga is the source of this 369-nucleotide messenger RNA. The record is from the annotation of a GenBank genome assembly. Lineage: Eukaryota; Fungi; Ascomycota; Sordariomycetes; Hypocreales; Bionectriaceae.
AUGUGUCCCGACUUCUUUGAGCUCUGGCAAGUCUCCCCUCAGUAUGGCGCAACCCAGACAGCUACCACCGACAACUUCCGCACAACGCAACACAUUGCUUCCACAAUGCCCGCCUCGCAAGGUAACCACACGGGCUCCUCCGGCCCCAAGGCCGUCCCCCAUGGCGCCUGGGACUUCUUUCCCUCGGAACCCUUCCCGCUGUACGAUAGCACAAAGUCGGUUAUCUACCUCUCGGAGUAUGGCAAGACUAUUAUCGGUAUGCUGCGGGAGAAGCGCAAGGAUACACUUGUCUGUCCCGUCGACGAGUUCCUGUUCGUCACCCAGUUGAGUUUAUAUGGGGCUGUGGGGGUGUCUUAUGGCUACCCUUAG